CGAAUUGAAACCGGUAUCCCAAAACGAUAUCGCGAUGAAUAUAUAUUGACAGAAAAAAAGCAAUUAAGUAAGUUAUUCUGAAGGUUAGAAUCUUUCAUUUUAAAAUAAAUUUUAACAAAAUAGACUAAUUGUGAUUUUAAAUGGAAAUUAAAUGAUUUUGUUAAGUUAUAUAUAAAGUUGUUUGAUUAUCCUUAUUCUAUGUGAUAUAUUUAUUUCGAUAGAAGAAAAAAAAAUGUGGCACGAAGCUCGCCGGCAAGAGAGGCGCUUGAAGGGCAUGAUGGUUGAUUAUAGUCAAAGAGCCGAAAGACGGAAAGCUUAUUACGAUAAAAUUAAAUUGGAACCUAAACAAUUUCUUCGGAUUUUCGGAACAAACAUGAAAAUUCAUAUAGAUCAAACUGUUUAUGAAAAUGCAGAAAGCACUUUAGUUCCAUGGCAAAACGAUCCAAACCUCAUAAUAGAUCGUUUUGAUGUUCGCGCUCAUUUAGAUUUCAUUCCUGAUGAUCAAAAUUCUGCAGAUGAUGGAAUUCUACCUUCCAAAGAAGCUGAUGAAGAGAAUAAAUGUAAUUAUGAGAGAUAUAGAAUUUUAGUUCAAAACGAGUUUGCUGGCGUAAACGAAGAACAAUGUCUUAAACAAAUUCAUAUAGACGAGCAAUAUGGAAAUACAAAAAUUAAGGAAGAGAAGAAAAAACCAGUAGAAAAAAAAGCAGCAAUUGCCUUUACCUAUGAAGAUUCCGAAACUGUUCCUGCACCAGUGAAAGGCGAAAAAGAAGAAGAAUUUGAAGAUGAUGAUAUGGAUUUAGAUAUGGAAGUUGAUGUAGAAAAAUUAUCUAAAGAACAAGUAGAGGAAAUGAAUAAGCAUGCUAUGAAAUACGGAAUGAUUAAAAAUGAAUAUUAUCAAGCUUUAUUAAAAGAUAAACAAGAAGCGGAAGAAAUUCGUAUGGCCAAAUUACUUGAAGAGGAAAAAGCUCAAUUUUCUGGUAGAAAAGCUAGGAAAGAAAGAAGAAUAUAUAAAGAAAAAAGAAUACGAGAAAGAGGUCGAUUAAGUCCACCAAGUUAUGCCGUUCGCGAAAGCCCAAAGCGAGAGAAUAGCCGCAGAGAGUCCUCAAGUUCUCGAUCAUCUUCUCCAGGGGAGGAGCGUAUAACAUUUAUUACUAGUUUCGGAGGCGACAGUUCUGAUGGGACAAAAGGUGUUGUUCAUGGCCCUGCUAUUCCUCGUCACCUUCGCAAAAACCAUCAAAUUAUCGCAAUAAAAGAUAUAAAAGAUCACGAUCGCGAAGUAGAAGCCGGAAACGAAACAGAAGAUUUCGACGAUCUACAUCAAGUAGCUCAUCACAAUCUAAAUCCCCAUAUUCUUCAAUUAGACAGAGUUCGCGAAGAGCCAGACGCGAUUCAUCUAGUUCAGUAUCUUCUGACAGAUCGAUCGAAGUCAUCUUCAAAGUCUAAAUCACCCGAAGUAAAAGUACCUAUAAAAAAAUAUAGACGAAAAAGUCUAGAAGAAAGCGUUAGCGAUAGCUCAUCAUCAUCGGCCGAUGAAGCAACAACGAAUUCAACAGUUCGCUAUAGAACAGGCCAAUCUAUAGCGAUGCCCGGUAAAAGUCGUUCCUUGAAUAAAAAGGCUCUCUCUCAACGAGAAUUAUUACAGAAACGAAUGCAAGCUCAGCUUUCAAAGCAUUACAAAGCAGACAAGAGAGCAGAAAAAGAGCGUCACGAGCGUGAAGAGCAGGAAAGAAUGGAUAGAGAAGAUGAACUAAGAGAAUUGUCACUAAUGCUGCGAAAACGAGAUCGCGAAAGACGUCAAGAAGCAGAUCUAGAUCGAAAAGUAGAAGUCGAUCAAGGAGAUAUAGAUCAAGAUCAAGGUCAACUAGCAGGUCAAGAAGAACACGAUAUCGCUCCUAUUCGCGUUCACCUAGACGAAGACGUUCGCGAUCUUCUAGAUCAUCGAGAUCGUCAUCAAGAUCCAAUAGACGAGCAAAAUUAG
Molecule: messenger RNA, 1978 nt
Organism: Dimorphilus gyrociliatus
Lineage: Eukaryota; Metazoa; Annelida; Polychaeta; Dinophilidae
Source: the annotation of a GenBank genome assembly